AUGGACGACAAGACACAGACGGUCGACGUGGAAGCAGUGGCAUGCCACAUCUAUGGGAAGAACAUGCAGGCGAACGGGUAUAAGAUCUCCUUCGAUCGCGCUAAGAUCACCGUGCCUGGGUCCACCGCUGUCAUCCACGCACCGUCACCUGCCGCCUCCGCUCUCAACAGGCAAUGCUUGCUCCCUGUUGGUAUUGCCUAUGACGCCGCGUCGUCUUUGCUCGCCGCGGUCUGCUCGGUCUCGCAUGUUAUCCGCCCUAUCCGUCCUCGCAUCGCUCCACCCUUAAUAGCUCCUCCCGCCUGCUCCGUGCGAUCUUUGUCGACACCGCAAGCAAUGAUCGCAAGUUGCACCAAAGCCUUCGAAUACACUGCGGAUAACAAGGAGUCGCUUCGUCGCUCGGUAGCUCAACUAUAUCGCGUGGACAUUGUCGAGGAAUUUCGCACUGCAUACAUCCAAGUGUCAGGACCCGGCAUGUAUCAAGACACAGAUACCUCGUCAUGCAGCCGAACGCUCCUGGACGCUACAGAAUAUCCUACACGAAUGGUCCAUGGAGAAUUUCGUGCCGUGUACCUCCACGUGUUCCAGUGUUUGGAGACCAUCGCUGCUCAGUCCUCGUUCAACUUCUGUCUGAGGCUUCGGGCUCGGGGCGGAAGGAGUCUGAACCUGCACUUCGGAGACGCUAUAUGCAAAACGCCCGCGCGCGGUGACAAGACGAACAGCACAAGAGGGGAGAAACGCCGUGGCGCCCUUAUCCACGCUCAAGACGCAGCUGUUUUGAAGACAGUCUGGACACCGAAUAACGGACCGGUCAUUAUGAUGCUGCAGAGGAGGGCAUGGCUUGUCGACCACGGCUACAUCCGCAGCGACGCGCAGAAGGCGCACGACGAGCUUGUGAAGCUGAUGCAGGACAAGUGCACACACUUUUCUGAUCCUCAUCUCCUGUCCAAUGCGCUGAUAGUUGUUGUCAUAUGCAAUGAGUACAACGCACGUACGGCACCGUACGAUGUCUGGCCCGAUGCAUGUCUCCGGGCAUACCUCCGCGAACACAGCCUGUCAGAGGACACGCUCUCAACGAGCCGUCCGGGUCUGCUGCAAGAGACGACUGGGCGUGCAGAGGCACUCUUCGGCCAUGUCAAGGCCGUGAUCAACGGCGGUGUCAAGGCUGCAGAGGCCAGGUUCGGAAAGGUCCUCGAUGUCUUGACAGGAAGCGCGGAGCACGCACGAGGGAGGACAGGCGAGUGGAUGCAGGAGGGCGGGCAGAAACUGAAAGACGCGGGCGCGAAAGUGCCGAAGACUGAGCUGUGA
Postia placenta MAD-698-R-SB12 is the source of this 1305-nucleotide messenger RNA. RefSeq lists its product as hypothetical. The record is from RefSeq and is a predicted model, not a curated record. Lineage: Eukaryota; Fungi; Basidiomycota; Agaricomycetes; Polyporales; Adustoporiaceae. The transcript has 11 exons. The coding region runs from base 1 to 1305 and encodes 434 amino acids.